Molecule: messenger RNA, 2519 nt
Organism: Anopheles bellator
Lineage: Eukaryota; Metazoa; Arthropoda; Insecta; Diptera; Culicidae
Gene: Atf6
Product: cyclic AMP-dependent transcription factor ATF-6 alpha
Exons: 3
Coding region: 1-2073 (690 amino acids)
Biological process (GO): endoplasmic reticulum unfolded protein response; regulation of transcription by RNA polymerase II
Cellular component (GO): nucleus
Molecular function (GO): DNA-binding transcription factor activity, RNA polymerase II-specific; RNA polymerase II cis-regulatory region sequence-specific DNA binding
Source: RefSeq, a predicted model, not a curated record
AUGCAGACCUUCGAAUCCGCGCAGUACGGCGAAUUUAUCAAUCCGGACGACUUUUUAAAUGACGUCCUUAAAUCGGAGCCCGAGUCAAGCGAGGGAUCGUCACCAUCAAACCGCUACACACCGUCCCCUUCCGGAAGUCAGCAAAGCAUAGAGUCGGUACCUUCUUCCGGUGGGUUCGAUGGAUGCCCCGUGGUACCGAUGCACUUGGACAGUCCACCAAUUUCACCACCAGGAGCAAUUAGUCCCACGCAAACAACCACAGCACUUCUGGUGCCUCAAGUGCUAUUUAAACAGUCAAACAAUGUCGUUGAGGCUAAACCACCGACAGCAGCACGUCGCACUAAAGUCCUCCCCAAGAACACCACUUCGAGUGCCACGAAAACGAUCACGAAGAAAACGAUCGUACUCUCGGCAAAGGAUUACAAAGCGCUUAUGGCUAACAUGGAGCGGCAACCGUCGAACAAUACGAUCUUGCUGAAGGCAAAGCCGAUCAAGAAUCUCCAGAGCGUGCUGCCGCACAGUGCGUGGAAAACUUCCGCAGCGACACCGGUUCCACCGAAGCAAUCACCAUCCGUUCGCAUUGGCUCACAGGAUAAAAGCAACACAAACCGAAUCGCACCGGAAGAUCCUCCCUCCGAUAGUGGUUCGCGUACGAUCCCCACUAUAUUGGCGUCCGGAACGAGCAUUUCGGAACAGACCAUUAACGAGAAGACGCUCAAAAGGCACCAGAGGAUGAUCAAAAACCGUCAGGCGGCGUAUCAGUCGCGAGUAAAAAAGAAGGAGUACGUCACCUCGCUGGAAGAUCGCAUCCAGGAGCUUACCAAUGAAAACGCGCAGCUACGGCUGGAAAAUGCGAGUUUACUGCAACGGCUAACGGUACGGUGCACGUGUGCUACGAACAGUCUGCUCAUUGUGCAGUCGUCGGCCAAGCAAGUGUCACCAACCGUCCGCAAAAAUGCUGCCCUCGUGCUGGCGAUGCUGUUCAUGGUCUCGCUAAACUUCGGUCCCAUUGGAAACCUGCUAACCAAUUCGAACGGUGGAGACUUCGAACAAGCGGAACCGUAUGUUCUCUCGCACCAUCACUCCCGUGGGCUGCUGUGGACUAACGAUUCCAUUAACUCCCUGGCCAACCGAACGCACGCAGCAUUUAACCUCAAUCUUACGGCUCUCGACGAUCUGGCCACUGUGGAAACGCUACCGAUCGAGUGUCCAUUUUACGUGAAUCAGACCGAAAACAUACGGCUCGCGAGCGAACUGCGGCGUUGGAUCGGGGUAAAUGGCUACAAAAAUUUGACAGACAAUAAGGGCACCGGGGGAGACAUGAGCAUCGAUACGUUUGCAAAAAUGUUCCACCUGAAGGAUACGAUCGAUUCCAUGUACCGCCAGAUGAAGGACAUAAGUGUGCAGAUGAAGUCGUACGAAAAACAACACAAGCUGGCACUGGCCGGUAAGAAAAGGCAACUGAAACUUCACCGAAGCGACGAUGUGGGGCGAGAAGUGACCCCAUACCGUGGCAAUGUUCACAAGGCGCACGAUCUGGAUCUGUACUACCCGUCCGCGAGCAGAAAGUAUGCGGAGUUUUUCGAAGAAAUCGGUCGUCGGGAUGACACCUUCUAUCUGGUGUCGUUCAGCGAAGAGCAUCUGUUGCUACCGGCACUGGCGUACAACAAGACCAGCCGGCCACGCAUGUCCCUCAUGUUGCCGACCGUUGCCGGUGGCGAGUCGAUGGCGAACGGUUCGCGGAGCUCGGACAAGAUAACGUUGAUGCAGAUCGAUUGCGAAGUGAUGAACACUUCCGUAAUACAAAUUCGCGAGAAGGUGAUUCCGGGUGACCUACGACCGCAGGCAGGCACUGCGGCGAAGGGUCGGAAUGCGACGAGGGAGUCGGCUGGACGAACGAACCGAAGCACGGCCGACAGGAGCAGACUGGUGCGGGAUCUCCGGAGCAACUCUACUUCAGCGCACGGUGAGACCAAUCGGAAGCCGAACGGACAGACCCAGUACGGUCCGACCCGACCGUUCUUCGUCGAACGGAUGAACGAACAUCUGAAAAGUGAGCAUCAUGUAAACUAACCGGGGGUCCGUGUUCAAAGUGAGAAUGGCGCUCCGAUGAUCUCAGUUAAUGGAGCAAAAGGGAAUGAACCGUUAAAGGCCACGGACUAUGACGGACUAUGAGCCAACGAGACAAAGAAGGGUUUUAAUGGAAUUUCGGUGUAUUUUUUUUCAAUAAGAUGAGCUCAUUUAUUUAUGCAUUCCAAAUGUAAAUUUCAGGAAGUAUGUUUAGGUUUUUUGCGCUUUUUCAUAAACUAGAGCAUUUAGACUUUGGUGCGUGCUUCGUGUAAUAACAGAAAGUGUACAAAGUGCAAUGCGAUUAGUUCGCCUCACAAUAUUGCGAAGAUAAAGAAGCUACAAUGUUUAAAGUAAGAGAUUUAGGUUGAACAGGCAAUAGAACAAUACGCAGCUAGCGAAGCCGGUGUGGCGUGACUGAAUUCUAAAAUUGUAUAUCUGUUUCCGCUACU